CGCCCCCUCCCUCAGGUUGGACGUAGUGCGGCGCCGCGGGCUGGCGCGAGGGUGCGAGGCAAGAUGGCGCUGACUCAGGGCACGAAGCGAAAAGUCUGUUACUACUACGAUGGUGAUGUUGGAAAUUACUACUAUGGGCAGGGCCACCCAAUGAAACCUCAUCGAAUCCGAAUGACUCACAACUUGCUACUUAACUAUGGACUCUAUCGGAAGAUGGAAAUAUAUCGGCCCCACAAAGCCCAUGCGGAUGAGAUGACCAAGUACCACAGUGAUGACUACAUUAAGUUUUUGCGCUCUAUCCGUCCUGAUAAUAUGUCGGAGUACAGCAAGCAGAUGCAGAGAUUUAAUGUUGGUGAAGACUGUCCAGUGUUUGAUGGCCUGUUUGAGUUUUGUCAGUUAUCCACCGGUGGAUCUGUAGCAAGUGCAGUGAAGCUUAACAAACAGCAGACGGACAUUGCUGUGAACUGGGCUGGGGGACUGCACCAUGCUAAGAAGUCUGAAGCUUCUGGCUUCUGUUACGUCAACGACAUUGUGUUGGCCAUCCUGGAGCUGUUGAAGUACCACCAGAGGGUGCUGUACAUUGACAUUGACAUUCACCAUGGCGAUGGCGUGGAAGAAGCUUUCUACACCACAGAUCGGGUCAUGACAGUGUCCUUUCAUAAGUAUGGAGAGUACUUCCCGGGAACGGGUGACCUACGGGACAUUGGAGCUGGCAAAGGCAAAUACUAUGCUGUGAACUAUCCGCUUCGAGAUGGGAUUGAUGAUGAGUCUUAUGAGGCCAUUUUUAAACCAGUUAUGUCCAAGGUGAUGGAGACCUUUCAGCCCAGUGCAGUGGUCUUGCAGUGUGGUUCUGAUUCCCUGUCUGGAGACCGAUUAGGUUGUUUCAACCUUACCAUUAAAGGUCAUGCCAAAUGUGUGGAGUUUGUCAAGAGUUUUAAUCUGCCCAUGCUGAUGCUGGGAGGGGGUGGCUACACCAUCCGCAAUGUAGCCAGGUGCUGGACAUAUGAGACAGCUGUGGCUUUGGAUACAGAGAUCCCUAAUGAACUUCCCUACAAUGAUUAUUUUGAAUACUUUGGACCGGAUUUCAAACUUCAUAUCAGCCCAUCUAACAUGACAAACCAGAAUACAAAUGAGUACCUGGAGAAGAUCAAGCAGAGGUUGUUUGAGAACCUUCGGAUGCUGCCUCAUGCCCCUGGUGUCCAGAUGCAACCAAUUCCUGAGGAUGGGAUACAGGAGGACAGUGGAGAUGAAGAUGAGGAAGAUCCUGACAAGCGCAUUUCAAUAUGCUCUUCAGACAAACGAAUUGCAUGUGAGGAGGAGUUUUCAGACUCAGAUGAGGAAGGUGAGGGUGGUCGGAAAAACUCUUCCAACUUCAAGAAAGCCAAGAGGGUCAAAAUGGAAGAGGAGAAAGAUCGAGAGCCAGAGGAGAAAAAAGAAGCAAAAGAAGAGGAAAAAACAAAGGAAGAGAAACCUGAAGCCAAAGGGGUGAAGGAGGAAACCAAGUCUGCCUGAGCUCUCCAGCUUUCCUUGGGGCCUGCUACCUACACCUCCUUCUUUACCCCUACACCCUCAGAGUUUAUAUUUUCUAUGUCUCUCUAUUUAUAUAUAAAUAUAUGAAAUAGAACUGUCCCCAGAAUACAGGAACUAGGGGUUUUGCUAUUGGCUGCCCAAUCCAGUGCCUUUGUUGCCUUGUACACCCCAGUCUCAGGCAAGUGAAUCCGUUUCUUCCCUCCCUUUGUCGUUGUAAACACAACCCCCUUGCCUGACUAUUUAGGGCCUGGGUAUAUUUUUUUCUGGGUGGGUUAUUUUAACAUGGCAUAGGACACAUUGCCCUGGGUGGCUGGGUUGGGUAGCCUUCACAGCCCCCUUUUCUCCCUCUGUGGGCCUUUUUUAUUCCUCCAAAUUGAAUUUGAAACUCAGUGAAGUUUUUGUAAGGAUGGCAGGUGAUGUGUGUCUGUCUAACUUCCUCUGGUGGUUCCUCAGUAGGUUCAGGUACUUAGCCAACCACUACUUUUCCCUGUCCUGAGGUGAAGUUAGUUAGCAACUGCUCAAAGGUGCUAUGCUUGGUGCCCAUGGAGACAUGUGACAAGGAUGUGCCUUCUUGCUGGUUCACCUACCUGGUUUGCCAGGGGGCACCUUAUGCUCCCAUACCUCAGCAGACUUCUAGGCUAAGGGCUUUCUUUUGGCUGCCCUUUCACUGGUACCAUCAAAUAGUCCCGUUCACCCUGGCCAGGGACCCACCGUUGUCGAUUGGGUUUGUGUGAGAGUGGUCUGGGUUGGGAUCUAUGGUGUGGUUUCUAUUUUGAAGUUAUUUUUUUGAGGUUUUUUUUUUUUUUUUUGAAGAACCUUUGUAAUAAAACUGGUACAUUUUUA
Messenger RNA from Antechinus flavipes (yellow-footed antechinus), 2373 nucleotides. RefSeq names its product histone deacetylase 1 (gene HDAC1). Lineage: Eukaryota; Metazoa; Chordata; Mammalia; Dasyuromorphia; Dasyuridae. The record is from RefSeq and is a predicted model, not a curated record. The transcript has 14 exons. Bases 64 to 1512 code for a protein of 482 amino acids. Gene Ontology annotation, molecular function: histone deacetylase activity.